AUGUUCCCUGAUCAAUAAAACGAACAUGAUAAUUGGUUUCCUUUAGAAUCAAAUCCUGAUGUAAUAAACCCUUAUAUUUAAAACUUAGGAUUCGAUACAUCUAAGUAUUAAUGGGUAGAUUUAAUGUCUACUGAAGACUGGGCGUAAGAAAUGCUUCCAAAACCAUGUGUUGCAGUUGUAUUUUUAUUCCCAAUAACCGAAAACACAAUUAAAUAUGACUAAGAAGAGGAAAAAAAAUAGCAAUAAGUAGACGCUAAAGUAUACUUUAUGAAAUAAUUUGCUAGAAAUGCUUGCGGUACAGUCGGUGUAAUGCACGCAAUGUUAAAUAUGAUAGAAUAGCAUCCUGAAUUGGCCAAAAAAGAUUCGAUUUUGGAAAAAUUUUAUGCACAAACUUCCACUAUGACCCCUGAAUAAAGAGGUAACUAUUUUUUAUAAUGUAAAGAAUUAAAGCAUCAACAUUGCGAGGCUGUAGAAUAGGGAUAAGCGUAAAUGUAAGAAGAUGUAAAUACACAUUUUGUAUGUUUUAUAGAAAAAAAUGGACAUAUUUACGAACUUGAUGGAAGAAAAAAAAGUCCAGUUAAUCACGGAAAUAGUAAUAGUGAAAAUUUCUUAAAAGAUGCUUGUAUUUUAGCUAAAAAAUUAAUGGAAAGAGACCCAUAAUAAGUUAAUUUUACAAUAUUGGCUUUAUGUAAAGCUGAAUAAUAAAUAUGA
Ichthyophthirius multifiliis is the source of this 711-nucleotide messenger RNA. RefSeq names its product ubiquitin carboxyl-terminal family 1 protein, putative. Lineage: Eukaryota; Ciliophora; Oligohymenophorea; Hymenostomatida. Gene Ontology annotation, cellular component: cytoplasm. Gene Ontology annotation, biological process: protein deubiquitination; ubiquitin-dependent protein catabolic process. The transcript has a single exon. Gene Ontology annotation, molecular function: cysteine-type deubiquitinase activity. The record is from RefSeq and is a predicted model, not a curated record.